Molecule: messenger RNA, 1453 nt
Organism: Ipomoea nil (Japanese morning glory)
Lineage: Eukaryota; Viridiplantae; Streptophyta; Magnoliopsida; Solanales; Convolvulaceae
Product: protein STRICTOSIDINE SYNTHASE-LIKE 6-like
Exons: 4
Coding region: 102-1199 (365 amino acids)
Biological process (GO): biosynthetic process
Molecular function (GO): strictosidine synthase activity
Source: RefSeq, a predicted model, not a curated record
GAGGAGAUAUAGUUUGAGUAAAUCCACUGAGUUGACCCAUUUUAUGCCCGAGUGGAGUGAAAAAAAAAAAAAAAAAUCAAGAUAAGAUCCUUCGAACAAAGAUGAGUGGUCUGUGGCCCUUUGCUGUUCUGGUUCCAGUGAUUUUAGGCGUCGUCAUAUACCAGCUCGAUUCGUUCGACCCGGCCCCGUACCCCGCUCACGAGUUGACUCAGGGGAGCCCGGCGGUGGCCCCCAAGCGCAACGGCCGUUUGCUCCAUGAUUCCGAGAAGAUAGGAGUAGGCCGGCUGUCGGGGCCGGAGGACAUAGUGUACGACCCCAAGACGGGUGUGAUAUACACGGGGUGUAUGGAUGGGUGGGUCAAGCGAGUCACCGUGAACGAGUCGUCGGCUGCUGACUCGGCGGUGGAGGACUGGGUUAACACCGGUGGCAGGCCGCUCGGACUCGCUCAUGGACUUCACGGUGAAGUCAUCGUAGCCGAUGCUUAUAUAGGAUUACUGAAUGUUACCUCGGACGGCAAAGUGCAACUGCUGACGGACGAGGCGGACGGCGUUAAGUUCAAACUUACGGAUGCCGUUGACGUUGCAGAGGAUGGUUUGUUGUAUUUCACAGAUGCAUCAUGGAAAUACAGACUACAUGAUUUUAUUUGGGAUUUUUUUGAUGGAAGACCCUAUGGCAGACUUUUAAGCUAUGAUCCACAUACUAAACAGACCAAAGUGUUGGUCAACGACUUGUUCUUUGCUAAUGGUGUUGCUGUCUUUCCAGACCAGAGCUUUGUCAUUUUUUGUGAAACCCCAUUGAGGAGGUGUAAGAGGUUGUACCUCAAGGGUGAAAAGAAGGGAUCUGUGGAUGUUUUUAUAGAGAAUUUACCAGGAAUGCCAGACAACAUUCGUUACGAUGGAGACGGCCUAUUCUGGAUUGGAUUAGUUACCGAAUACACAUAUGGUUGGGAGCUUGCACAAAAGUACCCAUUCUUAAGGAAGAUUUUGGGAGUGAUGGAGAAGUAUGUAGGGAGGCCAAAGAUGGAGAAGAAUGGAGGGGUUUUCGUUGUGGAUUUGGAAGGAAAUCCAGUUGCUCACUACUACGAAAAUGAUUUUAUAAUGGUCUCGACGGGGAUCAAGAUUGGCGAUUAUAUGUACUGUGGUUUUGUUGUGAAUGGUUUCAUACUUAGGCUCAAUCUCACUCAAAACCCUGCAAUAUAAUUGCAAGUGGAUGAAAUGCCAAUGACUUCUGCAAAUUAAACCCCCAGUUUCCAUGUUUUCUGGCUUGUAGUGUUUCUUCUUAGUUUAAAUUUUAAAAGGAUCAAAUCCCUUAGCUUUGUAUUACACUCUUGGCUGGCUGAGUUAAUGUUGCCGGCCACAACUGCAACAGUUUGAUAUUCUUCUAUCAAAGUUGUAAGUAGUAUAAUUUAAGAGGAAUAAGAUCCCUUACAUUACACUUGUCUGAGUGUAAAUUA